Eubalaena glacialis (North Atlantic right whale) is the source of this 2192-nucleotide messenger RNA. It is a transcript of the gene METTL25, whose product is annotated as methyltransferase like 25. Lineage: Eukaryota; Metazoa; Chordata; Mammalia; Artiodactyla; Balaenidae. The transcript has 12 exons. The coding region runs from base 70 to 1878 and encodes 602 amino acids. The record is from RefSeq and is a predicted model, not a curated record.
UAUACUUUCCACUGAGCCCUUGCCUUGCGGCCACGUUUGCGCCACCUACAGCCCGGGAGGGUGGGCGUCAUGGCGGCUUCUGGGCCGCUCCCGGUGACCCAGGACCUGUCCACGUUGCGUGCCAAGUUGCAGGGGCUGCUGCGGUUCCUGACGGAAGCCCUGUCCAUUUCCAGUGCACAUACGGUGGACUUCUACACGGAGUCCGUGUGGGAGCAAGUGGUCGACUUGCCCCCGGAGACGGUGCUGGCGGCGCUGAGAGCGGCGGCGGAGGCGGAGGCCCAGCCCUCGGAGGCGCGCCUCCAGGUGGAAGCCGAGCGUGGAUCAGAUAUUACUGAUUUUCCAAAAACAUUUUGUGAAACUUCCCAGAAGCUGGUGAGUGUGGAAGCCUUCGCUCUGACUGCUAAAUAUUAUUCUGUACAAAACUUGGGAAUAUGUACUCCUUUUGAACAGUUGCUUGUAGCCCUUCGUGGAAAUCAAAAACAGAGAACUGAUGAAAAUGUGAAGCCAGAUGAGUUUAUGAAUUUGAAAAAAUCUCAUGAAGUUCAGGCAAUGUCAGAGCUCAUCAGCAGUAUUGCUGAUUACUGUGGAAUAAAGCAGAUAAUUGACCUGGGUUCUGGAAAAGGCUACCUAAGCUCCUUUUUGUCCUUAAAGUAUGGCUUAAAAGUUUAUGGAAUUGAUUCCUCAAAUACCAAUACUCAUGGAGCUGAGGAGAGAAACAGGAAACUGAAGAAACAUUGGAAAGUCUAUCGUAGGCGGUCAAAAUUAGAUGUCAAUGGACUGGCAUUACAAAUGGCAAAAGAAAGGAAAGUGCAAGAUGAAAUUAAAUUUAAAGCCGAUAUUGAGGGAGUAUGUAAUAGCAGUACUGCAAAUCAAGAAAAGAUGUCGACCUCGGACUUUCUGCCAGAUUUUUCAGCCUCUGUAAUUUCUAACAUCAGAAAACAAAUGGAAAACCUACAUGUUUAUUCACAUCGAGAAGAAAAUUUGUGUUUUGAAAAUGCCUUUUCUCUUAGGGACCUUUUGCCUAUUAAUGCCAUAGAACCUACUUCUUCAUCCCAUAUACCCAAGAGAAAAAUGUGUGAAGCAAAUAAAGAGAGAAGAAAAAUGACGUCAAAGUCAAAUGAAUCCAAUAUAUAUUCACCUUUAACAUCUUUUAUCACUGCUGAUUCAGAACUACAUGAUAUUAUUAAAGAUCUGGAGGAUUGUUUGAUGGUAGGUCUGCAUACUUGUGGUGAUCUUGCUCCAAAUACUCUGCGAAUAUUUACUUCCAAGUCUGAAAUCAAGGGAGUUUGCAGUGUGGGUUGUUGCUACCACCUCUUAUCUGAAGAGUUUGAAAACCCACAUAAAGAAUAUACCCAAGAAAAGUGGGGAUUUCCAAUGUGCCACUAUUUAAAGGAAGAGAGAUGGUGCUGUGGCCGGAAUGCCAGAAUGUCAGCAUGUUUGGCACUGGAGCGCGUUGCAGUCGGCCAAGGGCUGCCUACUGAAUCACUCUUCUAUCGUGCCGUACUUCAGGAUAUUAUUAAAGAUUGUUAUGGCAUCACCAAAUGUGAUCGGCAUGUUGGUAAAAUUUAUUCCAAAUCCUCUUCCUUUCUGGAUUAUGUCAGAAAGUCUCUAAAGAAGCUUGGAUUAGAUGAGUCCAAGCUGCCAGAAAAAAUUAUAAUGGACUACUACGAGAAGUAUAAGCCUAGAAUGAAUGAGCUGGAGGCUUUUAAUAUGUUGAAAGUUGUUCUGGCUCCUUGCAUAGAGACAUUGAUUCUUCUGGAUCGACUUUGCUACCUGAAAGAGCAGGAUGAUAUUGCGUGGUCUGCACUUGUGAAGUUGUUUGAUCCUGUGAAAUCUCCCAGAUGUUAUGCCAUUAUUGCGCUGAAGAAGCAGCAGUGAUUUCAUUGAAGCAAGGUAUUAGAUGUAUCUGUUUGUGGAAUCAAUUGCUAAUUUUGCUUUUCUAAACAUUAAUGCCAUGUUACGUAAAUAUUUGAAAAACAUUGCAAUAUAUUUUAAAUAGGCAAUAAAAUAAUAGCUAACAACAGAAUGCCUUAAUCCAUUUUCCAUUGUCAAAGCAUAUAUUAAUUUAAAAAAAAUUAAGAACUCAUGAAAAUACUAUAAAAGGAUUUGACCUACAUUUCUGAGUUAGUGCGUCUACAGGACAUUGUAAUCUGAGGCUUGUUUCCUGUUCAGUAUUUGAGACCCUUGUUAUU